This is a messenger RNA of Candidula unifasciata, 498 nucleotides long. NCBI's taxonomy places the organism in Eukaryota, Metazoa, Mollusca, Gastropoda, Stylommatophora, Geomitridae. The record is from the annotation of a GenBank genome assembly.
AUGAGUAUGAGCGACGAAGACCGGGAGAUUGACAUUGAAAGUGAUGCUGAUGAUGAAGAAAGUCCUCAAAAUUUUAAUUCUGAUGACAAGAGAGCACACCACAAUGCUCUGGAGAGGAAGCGGAGGGACCACAUCAAAGACAGCUUUCACAGUUUGAGGGACUGUGUGCCACAAGAUGAUAACAAGACAAAUUCAUCAACUAAGGCAUCAAGGGCACAGAUCCUGCGUCAGGCUGCUGAGUACAUCAUUCGCAUGAGGGAUAAAACCAUACAGAAUGAUCGACAUAUAAGCAAGCUGAAACAGCAGAAUGAGGAGCUACAAGCACAGAUUAAAGCCCUUCAGAAAUCCCAAAAUGGAGGCAAAACUUUGCUGAGUUCCAAUUUUCUCAACGAUAAUCCAGGUGAGGAUGACGACGACGACUAUGACAGCUGUGAGGAUGAAAUAGUUGUUGAGUCGCCUCUAAGCAAACGUAAGAAGAUGAAAGUGUCCCAUAGCUGA